AUGGCUGACAUCUCCUCCUCCUCGCCCUUCGCCGCCUCCUUCACCGAGCUCCUCACCGGAACCGGGGAGCCUCCAAUUCCUGGUACGAGUCAGGAAUCGGCGGGUGGCGCAGCCAAGUUCAAGUCUGCGACUGCAACUCCUCCCUCCCUCCCUAUCAUCUCUCCUCCUCCUCCUCCUCCUCUUGCUUCCUUCUUCUCCUUCCCCGCCGGACUUAACCUUACAGAGCUAUUACACUCACACAUCCUCCGCUCCUCUUCCUCAAUUCUGCCUUCUCCCACCACCGGCGGCUCUUUACCUGCGCAGCAUCUCGACUGGAGCUUCUCCUCUGCUAUUUCUCAGGGAGGCUCUGAAAUCAAUCGAUCGCCUCAUGGACAGAGAGCGAUGGCGUCUGGCGGUGCUGCUCCUGAUAUGAAGCCGGACGGCGACGGAUACAGCUGGAGGAAGUACGGGACGAAGCAGGGGCGAGGGAGCGAGAACCCAGUUCGGAGCUACUACAGGUGCACUCACCCCAAUUGCCCCACGAAGAAGAAGGUGGAGAACUCGUCGGAUGGGCGGAUCACUGAGAUCGUGUACAAGGGCGGAGCGCACAGCCACCCAAAGCCUCUGUUCGCUCGGAGGAACUCAGUUAAUUCCUCUCCGGCGAGUCACGCUCCUUCGCAGGAAUUUAACGAAGAAGAGAAGGAAGGCGGCGUUGAUCAGGACCUGCCUGCGGCCGCCGGAAGCAGGACAAUCAGGGAGACCAGACUGGUGGUGCAAACUCAGAGCGACGUUGAUGUGCUCGACGAUGGAUACCGGUGGAGAAAAUACGGGCAGAAGGUGGUGAAAGGAAAUCUAAAUCCGAGGAGCUACUACAAGUGCACGGCCAUGGGCUGCCGAGUUCGGAAGCAUGUGGAGAGGGCAUCGGGCGACUGGAGAUCGGUGAUCACGACGUACGAAGGCAGACACAACCAUGACAUGCCGACGGAUAGAGGAUCGACUAGCAGGCCUCAAACUUCUCCGGCGAUGGAUGCUCGAUCUAACCUCCUCCGACAGUCUAUAAGUUGAGAAAAGCUUUCUAUGGAUAAGAAAAAUAUCUCCCUUCUUAAUACAAUAGACAUAGAGUAUGCUCAUUUUGACUUCUUGGAAAAAUUCUUAUAGUAAAAUAUUUAUCAAUCUCAGCCUACUAAGUUCGCGGAGCUUAUUUCAACCUAUAGAAACCUUUUCUCAAUUUGUUGACUUUAUUUUCUUCUCCUUUGGUGAAGAAAUCUUUAUGUUGCU
Molecule: messenger RNA, 1257 nt
Organism: Zingiber officinale
Lineage: Eukaryota; Viridiplantae; Streptophyta; Magnoliopsida; Zingiberales; Zingiberaceae
Product: probable WRKY transcription factor 26
Exons: 4
Coding region: 1-1044 (347 amino acids)
Biological process (GO): regulation of DNA-templated transcription
Molecular function (GO): DNA-binding transcription factor activity; sequence-specific DNA binding
Source: RefSeq, a predicted model, not a curated record